AUGCUUACAUCUGCUCGCACCUUAGGCUUGGUAGCACUUUUACUUUGCGGCACCACGCUUUCAAACCCAGUCCCCCAAGUUAGCAACGGUAUCUCAAAUGCAACCCCAAGCCCGUCAAACCAGGCCGCUUCAUCUAGUGUAACUAGCAUUGGUGACGAUAGCUACUGCAAUGAAAAUGAUGACAAGUGCGUUGAUGUCGACAGUGAAUUUGCAAAUCGUGUCAAGUAUGUCAUUGUCAAAAAGAUGAUGCCUUCCAAAUCAGGCGAUCCUAACGAGGUCGAGGAAGCUGUCGAUGUUUUCGAGAUUACUCGUUAA
Molecule: messenger RNA, 315 nt
Organism: Batrachochytrium dendrobatidis JAM81
Lineage: Eukaryota; Fungi; Chytridiomycota; Chytridiomycetes; Rhizophydiales
Exons: 1
Coding region: 1-315 (104 amino acids)
Source: RefSeq, a predicted model, not a curated record